Hydatigera taeniaeformis is the source of this 2244-nucleotide messenger RNA. NCBI's taxonomy places the organism in Eukaryota, Metazoa, Platyhelminthes, Cestoda, Cyclophyllidea, Taeniidae. The record is from the annotation of a GenBank genome assembly.
AUGCUGUUGAACUGCAUGGUGCUGGCGGCGCUGUACAGACCGCUCACUCCGGCCCUGCUGUUGACGCCGAUGAAGGCGUCGGAGGCGGAGGGUAUCAAGUCGUUGUUGCAGCUGGCUGCGAGUGAGGAGGCGGUGUCGGCGACAGCAAGUGGGGACAGGAUGGGUGUUGACGGUGCGACGCCGCCCAUUGUUUCGCAGCGAGACUUACGCGUACCGCCGGUGCUGAAGGAAGAAGUGGAGGAAGAGGAGGAGGAGGAGAAGUUGCAGGGGAAGAUGGUUUUGCAGAAACGGACGAGCGAACAGCUGCAGCCUGAAACGCUUGAGGCCGGAAAAGACAAACCUCUACAGUCGCAACUGGAGACAAUAGCGGAGGGUCCAGAGGGCGAAAUGGAGCCGGAAGGGAGGGAGAAGGGGGAUGCAAGGAUGAAGGGGAAGGCGAAGCCGCAGCACCACCGGCACUACAGACGACAAAGGACACGGAGGACGCUGCGUCAGCAGCUGCAGCAGCAGUAUGCACAAUGGGUGGAGGGCAUUCGUCGGCUGCGAGGUUCACGAGCCGUAGACUCUGAUAAGGAGGCGGCGGUGGCAGCAGCGGUAGCAGAGACGAAGGCAGUGGUGUCAGGUUCGGACACUGACGUUGACGGUGGUGUGGACAGGGUGGGAGGUGAGAGUGAUGUCUCGAUCGUCUCUACCUGUGGGUCGUCGUGCGAGGAGGAGGUUUCUCACUGGGACUCAGCCUCCACCUCUGAUGUCGAUGGGACUGCCGCAAAGGACAACAAUGGCGAUGACGAGCUGCACCCAUUGAGGAAGACGUCGUGCAAGCAGCCAACUCGUGGUGAGCGCAGAGCGGUAGCCUUGGGGGAUGAGGAGGGAACAGAUUCGCGAAGAGAGACUUCUGUUUUGGAUUGCAUAGUAUCUGCACCCAAUCUUAUCCGACCCAAUAGAUAUUCCACCAGCGAGAGGGCCUUGUCGAGGCGGCAAGAGCAGCGGCGCGAGAGACGCAGUGUACGAGGUGGGAGUAGAGUGUCGAGGCGUCGACCGAGUAGGACGUACACGCGGCCAAUUCCACGACAGUCGGUGGUGCAGUUGGCGAAUGCAUCGGUGCCACGACGUCGAUCGGAGUCGGUGGCGAUGGGCGCAUUGACACGCAGUUACCUGAGUAGCAUCGGUUCCACGAUGUUUGCCUCGACAGCGGAUGGAUUUGGCGGCAUGGGUAGUGGGAUAGGAAGUCGGAGUGGGGAUGCAGAGGAGCUGGUGGACGCUGCGCCUGUGAUCGUUGAAUUGCCGCAUGAGAGCAUCAGUGUGGAGGAUUAUGCACGGCCGCUCUACAGGAAGGACAUCUUCUUUCCAGGGAGUGUGAAGCGGCAAAUCGAGGCGUCGGCGGCGUCGAUAGCCGCGGCGGCGGGAAGCAUGAUGGAGGCAUCGGAGGACCAGAUUGGAUACAGCCAGGCGUCGGUAGAGAUGGCGGAUGGGCCGCGUCGACGGAAGACUACCAUGGGCGCCUCGCAGUUUGGCAGUAACAUACUCUUCGGCGACAAUGUGCCAUUGCCCCCCAUCAACGAGGUAUCAGUGCCAGCGGAGGGGGCACCGUUGGACGCGAAUUGGACAGGCUCCUGUUUGAUGUCGCUGACGAGGAUUCCCCUACCUGAUGUCUUCGAGUCGGAGGCGAAGGGUGUGGGCACAGGUGAUGGAGGAGUUGUGGAGGACGAGGCGAGUUUCUGGGACCGACUGAGGUCAGAGACGGGACUGAAUCUGGCGGAUGCGCCAGCAGACGGCAUUUACAGAGUACCGCGGUCGCAUUCGAUGUGUGGCUGGUGGCUGUGUUGGGAGACACGACGGAAGCGUAGCGCGGAGUUGGCAGCAGAGGAGGAGGACGGGAUGAAGCAGUUGAAGCGUUCGUUGAAGGAGGAUGGAGAUCGUAGCCUCCAGCCCAUGAGGUUUCCACGGCACGCACGCCUCGUGCUCGUGAGGAGAUGCAUGUUCUUGCCCAAAUCCAUGUUCGACGUGCUGAUGACGAUGAUGAAUUUGUCGCUGUUGAAGGCGAAGAGUUUCUUGGUGUUUUGUCUCUCCAGUCUGAUCGCUGUGAUGGGUGAGUGUAGUGGUGGUGGUGGUGGUGGUGGAGGAGGAGGAGGCGUCUACGUGCCUCUCUUCUUCGUCUGUGAUCUGGCAGAUUCUUUCAGCAUUCCAAAGAGUCAAUCGGCCUAUCUGCUCACCGUCUACGGUAAGUGGACGAGUGGAGUGUGA